Messenger RNA from Closterium sp. Yama58-4, 1752 nucleotides. NCBI's taxonomy places the organism in Eukaryota, Viridiplantae, Streptophyta, Zygnematophyceae, Desmidiales, Closteriaceae. The record is from the annotation of a GenBank genome assembly.
AUGGACCUCGUCCACAUCCCCUUCCCCAACCCAUGCCUCCUUCGAAUUCCCUGUGUACACCUCGCUCGUCUCCUUCAAACUGGCACACCACCAUCCGCUAGCCCUCGUCUUUCUCGUUGUGCGCCACGCCAGUCUUCCACGCUAACGCGCGGACCAUCUGGCACGCGUCGCGAGCAUGCCAGAACGGGCAACGAGUGCGCUGAAUUUCCCGUGGGGCGUCACGAUGACGUGUCAGCUGACAGCUUCUCGGAGGAUGAGUACAGCCGAACGAGUAGAGCUCCCGGUAGAGGUGGCGGGAGAGCCGGCGGCAGAGGCGCUAGCAGUAGCGGCAACAAUCGGGAGAAGGGAGCAGCAAGUAGUGGAAGGGACGGUGUAGACAGAGCGAACCGCCAUGGCCGCCGGCCAGGCGAGAAGUGCAUUGACGAAGAUAGUACUGAGAACGAGAGUAAGGACGAGCCUACUGAUAGCUGUACCGACGACGACUUUAGCGAGAACGAAGAGGCCAGUGACGGGAGCGAAGUUGACGGCAGCGACGAUGACGGCAGCGACAAUGACGGCAGCAGCAAUCGCUCGUCACCUCGAAGCAGCGAUAGACGCCACACGGGGCGCGACUCGAACGGCAGCUCACGCCGUCGCUCAGACUCGCGGUCGUCGCGUUCCCCCGAGUCAACGCGGUCGCCGCGCUCUCCCGAAUCUACGCGGUCGCCGCGUUCGCUGGAGUCAAGGCGGUCGUUGAGUUCCCCGGAGUCAACGCAGUCUCCGCGAGACGCAAAAUCGUGGAGCGGUCCCGACGACAACGCGUCCAGUAACGAGUACGCAGAGAAGUAUGUUGUCCGCAACAGGACACGGGCGUCCGCUGUGUCAGUGGACUAUUCGCAGAGAGCACCGGCGGGACAUUACGUCGCGGAGCACGAGCAGGAGCGCCACCAGCACCGCCAACCGCGCAUCAGCGCACCCCCGCCUCCGCAGCAUAAGCGCUACGCCUCCGCCGCCGCCGUCCCCGCGAAGCAUCGCUCUGCUAGUCUCAACGCGGCGUCGCUAGACCAGGCAGCCGCCGCGAUCGCCGGCGCCUCUGGCGGCGACGAGCCCGCGGAGCUAAUGCAUGGUAGCAACGCCGCGUACGCCAGUACUGGCGGCGGGAAUUGCGGGGCGCGGUUGCCCGCGGGGAACGCUGCGGGUGGGCGACUGCCUUCCGCCCAGGCGCGGUCAAUGCGCAAGUGCAUCAGCGGGGAUCGCGCUACAAUGGGGAGCGGUUCGAUGGAUCUAGACAGGUGCAAGCAGGGAGGGUUGGGGAUCGGCCAUCGUGGUGCUGCUGGUGGUUCAGGGGGGUGUAACGCGCCACGGCCUAGUGGUAACCAGCCCGGUAACCAGCAGUGUCCACAGCCAGUGAGGCAGAACGUUCGUCCAUCUGUGAUUGCACGAAGCAUGAGCGUUCCUGAUGACGAACUGGAGCGAACUCCAUCAGGUGGUUACCAGCAGCAGCACGGUCCCAGCCACAGGCAGGGUGAGGAGAGGCGGGUGAAGGCGCAGGCUGCUAGGAAUGCGGUGCGUGUGGUGGAGCUGGGUGGGCCUGCAGAGGGGUCACCAGUGCCCCAUGCUGUGGCGGUAACAGCAGCAGGCGCACUAACAGCAGGGGCUGGUGGGGCAGGUGGGGCAGGUGGGGCAGCAGGGGAGAUGGGUGCAGUGGCAGUGGCAGGGCAUGGAAAGAAGGGCCACUUGAGAGGAUUCUUUGCAAGCUGGGGCGGGCACUAG